Messenger RNA from Morone saxatilis (striped sea-bass), 3971 nucleotides. RefSeq names its product TBC1 domain family member 20-like. Bases 141 to 1385 code for a protein of 414 amino acids. Lineage: Eukaryota; Metazoa; Chordata; Actinopteri; Moronidae. The record is from RefSeq and is a predicted model, not a curated record. Gene Ontology annotation, biological process: positive regulation of GTPase activity; endoplasmic reticulum to Golgi vesicle-mediated transport. Gene Ontology annotation, molecular function: GTPase activator activity. The transcript has 11 exons. Gene Ontology annotation, cellular component: endoplasmic reticulum membrane.
GACAGCUGUUGAAAGAAACGACCACGAACAGCCAAAUAUUGUCAGUGUUUUAUCCGGUUAGAGACGUAUUGUUUUUAUUUUUUUAAUUGGCCUAUGGCACAACACAAACUUUAUCACUCGGCAGUGAGUUUUUAAAAGGGAUGAAAAGACUCAAGAGGGAGAAACAAAAGGCAGGAGUUGGAGUGAAUGGGAAUGGGUCUGUCACCAGAGAGCCGGGUUGUGGGAGGAAACAGAAGCUGGCUGAGAUCCAUCAGGCUUUGAUCAGUGAUCCAGUGGACAUUGAGACCCUGAGGAGAGCAGCAGCCAGUAAAGGAGGACUGCUCACUGAUGAACUGAGGAGGAAAGUGUGGCCCAAACUACUGAACAUCAAUGUGUACGAGCUGCCACAUAAACCUGGUCGAGAUGUGAGGGAUAACCACAAGGACUACAACCAGGUAGUCCUGGAUGUCAGGAGGUCCAUGAAGCGGUUCCCGAAAGGUAUGCCAUCCACAGAGAGAGCCGUGCUCCAGGAGCAGCUGAUUGAUAUCAUUCUGGCGGUUUUGAAACACAACCCUCAGCUCCAUUACUACCAGGGCUACCACGAUGUGGCCGUCUCUCUGCUGCUGGUAGUGGGAGAGCAGAUGGCCAUCGCCAUGCUGGACACACUGUCCAAUUACCAUCUCAGGGAUUUCAUGGAUCCUACCAUGGACAGCACUAAACACAUUUUAAACUACCUGAUGCCUAUAUUGGAGCAAGUUGAUAGAGAACUACAUGACUUCAUGAUCAGAGCGCGAGGUGGGAAACAUCUUCGCUUCCCCUGUCCUGGCUCAUCCACGUGGGUUCGGUCACGUGCUGUCAGAGUUGCAAACACACCUGAGCUCUACGACUUUCUUCCUGGCCUCACACCCAGCCUGAGUGCCCAUCUAAACCCUCGCCGCUACGGUCAAGAAGGGCAGAGAAGCGCACAGAUGAAACCCAGGAGGCCAAUUGGGUGUCACAAGAGGAAGGAGUGUGAAGCAGACGAGUGUGACAUGGCCGUGGUCCACCCCACGCUUCUUCGUCUGACGCGUGUUCGACAAGUACCCUUCCAUCAUCUACUGGCCAGCGGCAGCACUGCAGUUCGCAAGAGUCUGUCCAUCAGCACCUUCCAGGCAUUUCAGCUCUCCACCCUCCACCAGAGGCCCGACUCUGUUCUCCGACGACUCACUAAGGCCCAUGGCUCCUCCACCUCCAAACACGGCUUGGAAGCAGCUUUGCCCCGGGACCGAGGCCAGUUGUGGGGGAAGGGGAACAGGAUGGUGAAGAUGGCUGUGUGGGGGCUGUCCGCCACGCUCGGGGCAGCCGUGUUCGCUGUGGCUCACACGGCCAUGGACUGGGGACCUGAGGUGUUACUACAGCUGUUCUGAUGUGAUGCGGUGGGGAUUUAGACUGUUAGACACAUACACACACACACACACACACACUGACACAUGGUGACAGCAGACACACAUCUGCUCUUCAGAUGGAUUAACAAUGAACAUUUAUACACAAAUAAAGAAGUUGAAGACUUGAUGCUCAUCUCUCCUGCUGAGAGGAAACAUUGGAAGAAAACAAAAAGCAGGAGGAGGUCAGUUAUCUUGGUGCCAAACAGGUUGUUGCUACUCAACCACGAUGAACAUAUGUUAACCACUUGCCAGCCUCAGGAUGUGUGUGCAUGUGUGCGAGUGGGUGUAUGUGUGUUUGUAUGUUUCUAAGCAAGUAUCGCAGACCUCAAACCGCGUGGAUUGAUAACUGAUAUAUGAACUACUGUUGUUUGAUUGAAUUGUCAAAAACUACGCUAGGACCCCUGGGCAAAAGCUUCUCUCUGAAGUGACUGUGAACCUUUUAAAAAGUCAAACAAAUGACCACCAAGAGACGCAAAACAACUACAAAAAGACGCAAAACGCCCACAAAAAGAUGCAAAAUGACUACAAAAGAAAGACCCAAAACUGCCAGACAGACACAAAGCAACCACAGAGACUCAAAAUAACUACAAAGAAAUGCAAACUGACUACAAAGAGACACAAAACAACCUGAGAAAAGACACAAAACCACUAGAGACUCAAAAAAACUACACAAGGGACACAAAACAACCACAAAUAGACACAAAAUGACCUCAGAAAUGCAAAAUGACAACAAAGAGACCUAAAACAACCAGAAAGAGACUCAAAAUAACCACAAAGAGACUCAAAAGAACCACAAAAUGACCAUGAACUGACACAAAACGUCCACAAAGAGACGUGAAUGAGUUGUUUGCAGUUGUUCUGUGUCUGUGUGGGGCUCUUGCUCUUAUGUAGGGGAGGGGAGGGGGGCCGCCGCACGCUCUUGUUUGGCCUCAUAAUCCAUCCAUGCAUGUGAGACAUUAACACUUCUUGCUUUUUCAGGCUUUGCUCACGCGUUACAUGUUACGUCGGUGUAACAUUUUAAAAAUGUGUCUCUGUGUGUUACCUGUUAGCUGAUUAUUUUACUGAUGACUCGUUUUUAGACAUGCCAUGCUUGUUUUGUUGCAUUGCUGUUGAUGGUUGAUUUUAAUGCGCUUGUUGGAUCAGCAGCCAUAUCUGAGAGCCAAAAGUGCCCGUAGCCAGCACUGAUGACACAUGAAUACAAAUUAUUAAAGAGCAGUGUUUUCUGCUGAAAGCUUCCAGUUAAGAGCAAAAGAAAGAGAGAGCGGGAGAGAAAUGGGAAAGAUGGAGGAAGAGAUUUUGCCUGUGAGCCACUGGUAUUAAUUGCUUUACUCCAGGUGUCAGCAAAUUACAUUUACAGUAGAGUUUGACACGCAAAACGAGCUGUUGCUGCCCCCAAAAUGUGAACAUAACACGCAGUUAGUGGCCACACUCGAUGCGAGCAGUUGGGGCCUUUUGCAGAUGCAUUUUUUACAGGAAGUAUUGAAAUACAUAUUUUUUUUAAUAUGUUAUUUUUGAUAUUUUCCGUAGCUUGUCUGGCUGUUGUGGCCCACCACUGCUGAAUGAAUAUGGGGAAGACACCAGUACUUUUACAUUCUUAAAAUAUUUAGUAGGUUUGCGCCAACAUCCACCCCGAACAGCCGUCAACAGAGCUACACUACAUGUACUCAGUUCUUCCUCAACAUCAUAUUUCUCCCCAGUAUUUUAUUCUGUAGAUUCACUUAAAAAUGUACAAAGGUACAUUCGGACUGGUCAUUUACACAUAUACCAUUAGCAAAAGUUUUUUUUUUUUUAUAUUUGUGGAAGAAGUAAACUAACUGCAUCGUCUCAAGAGGGCACCACACAUACUUUAUUUAUUAUCGGACCAAAGUGUUCGUUUGACCAUAAAUGUAAUUGGAGUUUCAUAACCUGAAAGGUGAAUAUAAAUAAUACAGACUGUUUCCACCUGAGGUACAUACAUAUGUACAGAACAAACAGCAAUGCAUGCUCUGGUUGUUGAUUUAUAUUCUGAAACAUUCAUCAGCUUUUACUCGGUUGUAGCCAAGCUGCUGCGUCUGUUUACUGGAGUCACAACCCUCUCCUCCCUCCUCGCCCCUGGCUUCGAAUGUCACAUUUUUGCACAGCUGGAUGUAAAGUUUACACUGUUGAUUUUUAGUUGCACAUCCAUUCAACGGGUAUUUGCUUUGCUGUGUAUGAAAUUACAGUAGUAAAUGUGUUGCACGAGUUCUCCAGAAAGUCACAUUUUUAGCCUUCAGGGCGAUCUAAGAAGAACUGCAGCUGAGUAGUUAACAAGCCGGUCAAUCAAUCUACCACUCCAUUAAGUAGUUAGUUGCAGGCAUUCUUCAGAAAAAGCCAAUUGCUGUGAUUUUUAUUGGUGAUAAUCAGUCGGACAAUAAAUCAAUCAAUGGGCUGUAAUGGAGUUAGUCGGCUGGCCUGUUAGCCAGAUUCAGACAUCUAGUGCAUCAGUAACCUUUGAGGCUGGUUUAAUAACCUUGUACAUCAUGUAAAACAUCACAUGUGCAAUGUGAGUGUGUGUGUGUGUGUGUGUGUGUGUGUGUGAGAUAUAUAUAU